Messenger RNA from Galeopterus variegatus (Sunda flying lemur), 5884 nucleotides. RefSeq names its product DIP2 disco-interacting protein 2 homolog A (Drosophila) (gene DIP2A). Lineage: Eukaryota; Metazoa; Chordata; Mammalia; Dermoptera; Cynocephalidae. The coding region runs from base 86 to 3928 and encodes 1280 amino acids. The record is from RefSeq and is a predicted model, not a curated record. The transcript has 32 exons. Gene Ontology annotation, cellular component: cell surface.
UUUUAAUUAAUUGCCACUUUCAUUUUGGGUGUGUUUUUCAACAACAGAUCUGCACUCUGCCCCUCCCGAUGUCACCACAGGCCUCAUGGAGCAUUCCCAUUAUGAGCGUCCACAGGUGGCUUCUGUGAGAGGUGUUCCUCCGGGGUACAGUGGGAGCGUCCUGGAAACGGCAGAUGGUGUCCCAGUGAACAGCAGAGUGUCCUCCAAAAUCCAGCAGCUUCUAAACACCCUGAAGAGGCCGAAGCGCCCUCCCCUGAAGGAAUUCUUUGUGGACGAUUUUGAGGAAUUGCUGGGAGUUCCACAACCAGAUCCAAAUCAGCCAAAACCUGAGGGAAAUCAGAUGGGGGUGCUGAAAGGGGAACCUCUGGCUCUGGGGACUCCUUGGCCUCCAUCACUGCUGGCUGCCCUGCAGCGGUGGGGUACGACGCAACCCAAAGCCCCCUGUUUGACCGCCUUGGAUACAACGGGGAAGGCCAUGUCCACCCUCACCUAUGGCAAACUUUGGAGUCGGAGUUUGAAAUUGGCUUAUACCCUACUUAAUAAACUGACUAGUAAGAAUGAACCACUACUGAAACCUGGAGACAGAGUGGCGCUCGUGUUUCCAAAUAGUGACCCUGUGAUGUUCAUGGUUGCGUUUUAUGGGUGUCUCCUGGCAGAGCUGGUUCCUGUCCCUAUAGAAGUGCCAUUGACAAGAAAGGACGCAGGCAGCCAGCAGGUUGGGUUUCUAUUGGGCAGCUGUGGAGUUGCCCUGGCCCUGACCACAGAUGCUUGUCAGAAAGGUCUUCCCAAGGCACAGACUGGAGAGGUGGCGACUUUCAAAGGUUGGCCCCCGCUCACCUGGCUGGUGAUUGAUGGGAAGCAUCUGGCCAAGCCCCCCAAGGACUGGCACCCCCUGGCCCAGGACGCAGGGGCUAGGACUGCCUACAUUGAGUAUAAAACCAGCAAAGAAGGCAGCACAGUGGGGGUCACGGUGUCCCACGCUUCCCUGCUGGCACAGUGCCGGGCUCUGACCCAGGCAUGCGGGUACUCAGAAGCUGAGACCUUAACAAACGUGCUGGAUUUCAAGAGGGAUGCUGGUCUCUGGCAUGGAGUCUUAACAAGCGUAGUGAACAGGAUGCAUGUGGUCAGCGUCCCGUACGCACUGAUGAAAGUCAACCCACUCUCCUGGAUUCAGAAAGUGUGCUCCUACAAAGCCCAGGCCGCGCUAGUGAAGUCCCGUGACAUGCACUGGUCUCUCCUGGCUCAGCGAGGGCAGAGGGACAUCAGCCUGAGCUCUCUGCGCAUGCUGAUUGUGGCUGAUGGCGCCAACCCGUGGUCGAUAUCAUCCUGUGAUGCCUUCCUCAACGUCUUCCAGUCCCGAGGUCUGAGGCCAGAGGUUAUCUGUCCUUGUGCCAGUUCUCCUGAGGCACUAACAGUUGCCAUCCGCAGGCCACCUGAUCUGGGAGGACCUCCUCCAAGAAAAGCUGUCCUGUCAAUGCACGGUCUAAGUUAUGGUGUGAUCAGAGUUGACACCGAGGAAAAGCUCUCAGUCCUUACUGUUCAGGACGUCGGUCAGGCGAUGCCUGGGGCUAAUGUAUGCGUUGUGAAGGUGGAAGGUACACCUUAUCUUUGUAAAACCGAUGAAGUUGGGGAAAUAUGUGUCAAUUCCAGUGCGACUGGUACAGCAUACUAUGGAUUGCUUGGAAUCACAAAGAACAUGUUUGAGACUGUCCCGGUCACUGCAGAAGGAGCACCUGUCUCUGACAGGCCUUUUACCAGGACGGGCCUGCUGGGCUUCAUCGGGCCUGAUAACCUGGUCUUUAUCGUGGGCAAGCUGGACGGGCUGAUGGUUGUUGGAGUUCGCAGACAUAAUGCAGAUGAUGUCGUGGCCACUGCACUGGCUGUGGAGCCCAUGAAGUUUGUCUACAGAGGCAGGAUCGCCGUAUUCUCUGUGACUGUGCUGCAUGAUGACCGCAUUGUCCUCGUGGCUGAGCAGCGGCCCGAUGCCUCAGAGGAGGACAGCUUCCAGUGGAUGAGCCGCGUGCUACAGGCUGUCGACAGCAUUCACCAGGUGGGUGUGUAUUGCCUGGCCCUGGUUCCUGCCAACACCCUACCCAAGGCUCCUCUUGGAGGGAUUCACAUUUCUGAAACCAAACAGCGCUUUCUGGAGGGGAUGCUGCACCCAUGCAAUGUGCUGAUGUGCCCUCACACCUGUGUCACCAACCUUCCCAAACCUCGUCAGAAACAGCCAGAGGUUGGACCAGCCUCAAUGAUUGUUGGGAACCUGGUUGCUGGGAAGAGAAUUGCACAGGCCUCUGGGAGAGAGCUCGCACACCUAGAGGACAGUGACCAGGCACGGAAGUUCCUGUUCCUUGCUGACGUGCUGCAGUGGCGGGCCCAUACUACCCCUGACCACCCACUGUUUCUGCUGCUGAACGCCAAGGUGAGCAAGUCCGCGUGCGUCCUCACCACACAGGCCAUUGCGCGGCUGCUCAAGUCCAGGGAGGCGGCCGCCGCCGUGGACGUCAGGACCUGGCCCACCGUUCUGGAUACAGGCACCUUCUACCUUGUGCACAACACAUGCAGGAACACUAACAUCGCUGGUGUCUCCUGUUUAACAGAUGACAUACCAAAAAAGAAGGUGGCUGGUAUUUUCCGACCCCCCUCCCCAGACGUGCUUGCCUACUUGGACUUCAGCGUGUCAACCACGGGGAUAUUAGCGGGAGUGAAGAUGUCACAUGCAGCCACAAGUGCCUUGUGCCGCUCCAUAAAGCUGCAGUGUGAAUUGUACCCCUCACGGCAGAUUGCCAUCUGCCUGGACCCCUACUGCGGCCUUGGCUUCGCCCUGUGGUGUCUGUGCAGUGUCUACUCAGGACACCAAUCGGUGCUGGUGCCGCCACUGGAGCUGGAGAGCAACGUGUCCCUGUGGCUUUCAGCCGUCAGCCAGUACAAGGCCCGUGUUACCUUCUGCUCAUACUCGGUGAUGGAGAUGUGCACCAAGGGCCUGGGUGCACAGACAGGCGUCCUCAGGAUGAAGGGAGUUAACCUGUCGUGUGUGCGCACAUGCAUGGUAGUCGCCGAGGAGCGGCCCAGGAUCACGCUGACGCAGUCCUUCUCCAAGCUGUUCAAGGACCUGGGCCUGCCUGCGCGUGCUGUGAGCACCACGUUUGGGUGCAGGGUCAAUGUGGCCAUCUGCCUCCAGGGCACAGCCGGCCCAGACCCCACAACUGUCUAUGUGGACAUGCGGGCACUGCGCCAUGACAGGGUACGUUUGGUAGAACGGGGUUCUCCGCACAGUCUGCCAUUGAUGGAGUCUGGAAAGAUCCUCCCUGGAGUGAAGGUCAUCAUUGCACACACCGAGACCAAAGGGCCCCUUGGAGACUCACACCUGGGAGAGAUCUGGGUGAGCAGCCCGCACAACGCCACCGGAUACUACACAGUCUACGGGGAGGAGGCACUUCAUGCUGACCACUUCAGUGCCCGGCUGAGUUUUGGAGACACACAGACCAUUUGGGCAAGGACUGGCUACCUCGGCUUCCUCCGAAGAACAGAGCUCACUGAUGCCAGUGGAGAGCGGCAUGAUGCGCUGUAUGUUGUUGGUUCUCUGGAUGAAACGCUCGAGCUGAGAGGCAUGCGGUACCACCCCAUCGACAUUGAGACAUCUGUGAUCCGAGCACACAGGAGCAUUGCCGAGUGUGCUGUGUUCACCUGGACCAACCUGCUGGUGGUAGUGGUGGAGCUGGAUGGGCUGGAGCAGGAUGCGCUGGACCUGGUGGCCCUGGUGACCAACGUGGUGCUGGAGGAGCACUACCUGGUUGUGGGCGUGGUAGUCAUUGUGGACCCGGGCGUGAUCCCCAUCAACUCUCGGGGUGAGAAGCAGCGUAUGCACCUGCGAGAUGGCUUCCUGGCCGACCAGCUAGACCCAAUCUAUGUUGCCUACAACAUGUAAGCUUAGCACACCAGCCCCCAGUGCUUGAGAUGGGCGUGACCUGGAUGUCAAAGCGUUGGAACCAGUGCAACGCAUGAAGACGCUGCGGUGUCUCCACCACUGGGAGAAGGGCGUGCAGUCUUCACAACAGCGCCCUUCUGUGCUUUUACAGAUCCCUCUCAAAAGUUCCCCAAACCUCAUUUUAGAAAGCACUUCCUGAAUUAUUUAAAGAAAUAUUUUGAGUCUGCCAAGUACAUUUACAAAAACAUGGGUGUCAGUAUUUUAACAGAUGGAGAGACUGGGCAAAGGAAGGGAAGGCCGGGUGUGGACAUCGUGAGGAACGAGACACCAUGGCUGUUCUCUGCUGUACUGUGAAUUUGCACUUUUUUUAGGCUUAAAUAUAGUUCAUGAUUUUUAAAAUUCAAUUAUUUAUUCCCACUUCAAAUGACAAGUUCAUAUUUAGAAUUUAUGCUGGAGAGAACUUUAAGGCUGCUGGAACAGCUGCCAGGCUUCUGUUUCACAGGGUGGAGCUGAGCCCAGUGAGGCUGAUGGAAAGGGAACAUGUCCCGGCCCCCCACCCCCACUUGCGACUGCACUGUGGCCAUUCACGGUGCUUCCUCUUUGCGAGUUUCCAUGUUGAAACAGGUGUGCCGCCAUGUCUGCAUAUGUUGUCACUAAUACUCAUUAAGUGCCAUUUUGGACUGUCAAGUUAGAUCAUCUGUUCAGAAGGUAAACCAGUAUUUAGUUUUAAAUCACCUUCCUGGUUUGUAACUUUAUGCUGUUUAGUUAAAUUGCUAGUUUUCCUAACACUACAAUAUUAAUUCUUCUCAUUGAAUUGUACUGGAUUAUUAUUUUUAUUCCAAGUCAACAGAGUUGGAAGCAUUGGUGGCGAAGUGUGAGGUUUUCACAUGUUUACUGCUGUUUGGUGAGAGUCCUGCAGUACAGCUGAGGAGUAGCAAGGAGAGCCUUGUCCCACGUGGAAGGUGGGGAUGGUUAUAGUCAUCGUUGGCUUUUGCAUUUUCAAUUGUGUGCCAAUAAAUUUGGCCAAACCGUUUUCAGUUAUUUUAUUCAAACUUGACUAAGCUGUUAUCUAAUAUUAUACUGAACCUAAAUCAAAGAAGAGAAUGUAAAACCCCUUAUUUCUAAGAAUUUGAAGUCAAGCACGAAUCUAAGACACAGAUUAUUUUUAUAUACCUAAUUAAGAGUAUGUUAUGAAGUUGUUGGUUUUGGGGGGUGUUGGGGAUGGGAAAGUUUAUUAAUCAUGCAUGUUUCACAGAAACAACCAGGUUUUUCUGAAAUUAGCCUGGAUCAGUGCCUAAUGAAGCUGUUAUUAAUUCUCCACAAAUGAGUCUGGCUGACUGGGCCAGCUCUCACAUCUUACUUGCAUUUGGCUACAAAUAGCACUGUGCAUAGUAGCCCUGUUUGCCAGUGGUGUAAGACUGCAGCAUAGUAUGUGGCAACGUCCUGGAAUUCUAAUGUCCUGUUGUAAUUAUGUACAGAAUCUGUGUAACUUAUUGUUUGACAUACAGAGGUUUUAGCAGUGGACCAAUGGACAUUCCUUACAAUAGAAUGGCUGGGGAAGGAAAAAAAACUACAUAAAACUCCAAUCUUACUGCUGUAGUUUUAUAGCAAACAAAAAUUGUAAACUUUUUGUAUUGAAAGGUCAGUGGCAGUAAUAAGACAAAGUGUCUUGUAAAUUCAGAUUUUAAGAAGUGCAUUAAAAUGUUUUAAAGUUACUCUCUGGGAAUUCUGUAUAUCACACUAAAAUUUUUUAUAUUAUUAUGUUAAUAAAAGUUAUUGACUGUUUGUAAUUCUGCAUUUUGAAAUAUGUGAAAAGGUUUUUAAUAUUACCCCAAGUAGAAUGUAUUUUAUUAUGCAUUAUUUUUUUCUGAAUAUAUAAGCAAUUACACUUACAGCAUAAAAUCUAGAAAGUACAUUAAAGUGUAAAGAAGAAAAUUAAAAUCUCUUACAGUCCUA